Messenger RNA from Saccharomyces eubayanus, 2430 nucleotides. RefSeq names its product AMP deaminase (gene AMD1). NCBI's taxonomy places the organism in Eukaryota, Fungi, Ascomycota, Saccharomycetes, Saccharomycetales, Saccharomycetaceae. Gene Ontology annotation, molecular function: AMP deaminase activity. The coding region runs from base 1 to 2430 and encodes 809 amino acids. The transcript has a single exon. The record is from RefSeq and is a predicted model, not a curated record. Gene Ontology annotation, cellular component: cytosol. Gene Ontology annotation, biological process: IMP salvage; AMP metabolic process.
AUGGAUAAUCAAGCUACACAAAAGCUCAACGACCUAUCGCUAGAGCCUGCUCCUUCGCACGACGAGCUAGAUGGCUCAGGCCUGAUCAUCGACAUCGAUCAGAGAAAAAUUGGUGAUGAACAGGCGGGUGCCGUCCUGGAUGACGAGACAAACCCCUUGGAACAGCAGGACUCGCACGAUAGUUUGAUUGCUGAUUCCCGGAAUGCCAACUUCUCGUACCAUGAAAACCAGCAGUUGUUGGAGAAUGGCACUAAACAGUUGGCCCUGGAUGAGCAUGAUUGUCACUCUGCCAUCUUAGAACAGCCUUCGCACACAACCAACUGUAGCUCUUCUAAUAUAGCGGCGAUGAACAAGGGCUACGACUCCGCGGAUCAUCCUUCGGCAAGUACCGGGGCCAAGCCAAGGACCCUCUCUGCUAGUGCCCAGCACAUCUUGCCAGAGACACUGAAGUCUGUGGCUGGCACCCCGGCCGUGGUUAAACCGGCACAUAACUCGGCCUCAUACAAGAUGGGGAUGCUGGCUGAUGAUGCCUCGCAGCAGUUUCUUGAUGACCCCUCGUCGGAACUGAUCGACUUGUACUCGAAAGUGGCCGAGUGUAGAGACCUAAGAGCUAAGUAUCAGACCUUGUCUGUGCAAAACGAUGAUCAAAAUCCGAAAAACAAACCAGAUUGGGUGGUUUACCCACCCCCACCUAAACCUUCAUACAAUUCCGACACCAAGACCGUCGUCCCCGUGGCCAACAAGCCGGAUGCGGACGUGUUUGAUUUCGCCAAGUGUGAGAUUCCGGGUGAAGACCCGGACUGGGACUUCGCCAUCAAUUCCGAUGACUCGUAUGUAGUUCACAAGGCCAAUAACACCGAUGAGUUGAUUGCUCAGAUCCCCACUCUGCGCGACUACUAUCUGGACUUGGAAAAAAUGGUCUCCAUAUCCUCCGACGGUCCUGCUAAGUCGUUCGCUUAUAGAAGGCUACAAUACUUGGAAGCACGCUGGAAUCUGUACUAUCUCUUAAACGAGUAUCAAGAAACUAGUGUUUCUAAAAGAAACCCACACAGGGAUUUCUAUAAUGUUAGAAAAGUGGACACUCACGUCCAUCAUUCUGCCUGCAUGAAUCAAAAGCAUUUAUUACGUUUCAUUAAGCACAAAUUGAGACAUUCCAAAGAUGAAAAAGUCAUUUUCAGAGAUGGGAAACUUUUAACUUUGGACGAAGUGUUCCGUUCCUUGAAUUUGACCGGCUACGAUUUAUCCAUCGACACUUUGGAUAUGCAUGCGCAUAAGGAUACGUUCCACAGAUUCGACAAGUUCAACCUAAAAUAUAAUCCUAUUGGUGAAUCCCGUUUAAGAGAAAUCUUUUUAAAGACUAACAAUUACAUAAAAGGUACUUACCUGGCCGACAUCACUAAGCAAGUCAUAUUUGAUUUAGAGAAUUCRAAAUACCAAAACUGCGAGUACAGAAUCUCCGUUUAUGGUAGAUCUCUUGAUGAAUGGGAUAAAUUAGCUAGCUGGGUCAUCGACAACAAAGUCAUUUCCCAUAAUGUUCGUUGGUUAAUUCAAAUUCCGAGGUUAUAUGAUAUUUAUAAAAAAACAGGCAUUGUGCAAUGUUUCCAAGAUACUUGUAAAAAUUUGUUCCAACCAUUAUUUGAAGUGACCAAAAACCCUCAAUCUCAUCCAAAACUGCACAUUUUCUUACGUAGAGUCAUUGGGUUUGAUUCUGUUGAUGACGAGUCUAAAGUUGAUCGUCGCUUCCAUAGGAAAUACCCCAAGCCAUCGCUUUGGGAGGCCCCACAAAACCCUCCUUAUUCCUACUACCUAUAUUAUCUAUAUUCAAACGUUGCAUCUUUGAAUCAAUGGAGAGCUAAGAGAGGGUUUAACACUUUGGUUUUGAGACCUCAUUGUGGUGAAGCGGGUGAUCCUGAACAUCUGGUUUCGGCAUACUUAUUGGCUCAUGGUAUUUCCCAUGGUAUCUUAUUGAGGAAGGUGCCAUUUGUUCAAUACUUGUACUAUUUGGAUCAGGUUGGUAUUGCAAUGUCACCAUUAUCUAAUAAUGCAUUAUUUUUGACUUAUGACAAGAAUCCAUUCCCAAGAUACUUUAAAAGAGGUUUAAACGUUUCUUUAUCUACUGAUGAUCCUUUACAGUUUUCCUACACCAGAGAACCAUUAAUUGAAGAAUAUUCAGUUGCGGCGCAAAUCUAUAAACUGUCUAAUGUGGAUAUGUGUGAGUUGGCAAGAAACUCUGUCUUGCAAAGUGGAUGGGAAGCACAAAUUAAGAAACAUUGGAUAGGGAAAGAUUUUGCCAAGAUUGGUAUUGACGGCAACGAUGUGGUCAGAACAAAUGUUCCUGAUAUAAGAAUUAACUACAGGCAUGAUACACUAUCAACCGAACUGGAACUGGUUAACCAUUUUGCCAAUUUUAUGAAAACCAUUGAAGAAUAG